AUGGCUGGGCUUGUCAUCUCCAAGGCUGGUGGAGGCUUCUCCAUCACCAAGUCAUGUGCGUCUGGACGUCCCAAGGCUGCUGCAGCUGGACGUCCCAAGGCGACUCCGGCGGCCAGAGCGGCUGAACUGCUUGUGUGCCGCACCCUAGGCAUCGUCAAAGAUGGGCAAGAUGUCACAGCUGCUGCCCUGGACGCUUUUGCCGAGCGCUUCAAGGAGCAGCUGCCGCCAGAUGUGAUCAUUGCCAUGAGAGGGUUGUUCAAGCUUGGCUGCAACAUCGCUACGGGCGUGGAGGAGGCCCUCAUUGCGCAUGGAGGAGAUGGUGCUCUCGACCUGGACGGCGGCACCGCGGCUCAGCUAGCUGAUGCUUGAGCGCUUGUUGUUGCUAUCUACCUGGGGCCAUAGUUUCUUAAUGUUAGCACAAAAACAUGUCAUGUGGUGUGUUUGGCCCGUGUGUGGGGUGCCAAACGAGUUUCGAGCUAGAGUUGUGUUGGCCUUUGGCCAUGUAUCCGUGCUGGGUUAUGUUCCUAUGACCAUUAGAAUGCAAUGUGUUGUUGUGUCCGUUU
Messenger RNA from Triticum aestivum (bread wheat), 563 nucleotides. RefSeq lists its product as uncharacterized. The coding region runs from base 1 to 369 and encodes 122 amino acids. The transcript has a single exon. The record is from RefSeq and is a predicted model, not a curated record. Lineage: Eukaryota; Viridiplantae; Streptophyta; Magnoliopsida; Poales; Poaceae.